UCAAAAUCUAAUAUUGUCAUCGUUGUUGUUGGUAUUUUAAAAAAAAAGAUGUCGCCACGUUUAUUUUUUUCAUUUUAUUUAUUAAUAACAAUUAAUUUAUGUUUAAGUGAUUUGGAAAGUGAAUGGAAAAAUUUUAAAUUAAAAUAUAAUAAAAAUUAUAAAAAUCCUAAAGAGGAUGAAUUACGUAAAAAUUUAUUUGCUAACUCUUUAAAACUUGUACGAGAACAUAAUUCGAAAUUAAAGUUAGGAGAAAAUUAUUUCGAAAUUGAAAUCAAUAAAUUUUCUGAUAUAACAGAUGAAGAAUUUCAUAAUACAUAUCUUAAUCCACAAACAGAUAAUGAAAUUGACUCAUUGAAAUCAUCAUCAAAAAUUAAGAUUUUACAAAAUAACACCAGAUUUAAUAAUGUUCCGGAAACAAUAAAUUGGAUUGAGAAUGGUUUUAAAAAUCCAAUAUUACAUCAAGGAAAAUGUGGUAGUUGUUAUACAUUUGGUGCUAUUGCAGCAAUUGAAGCACAAUAUUUUAUAAAAACUGGUAAAUUAAUACAAUUAUCACAUCAAGAAGUUAUGGAUUGUAGUAAAAUAUUAGGUAAUAAUGGAUGUAGAGGUGGUCGAACAAAUUUAACAUUAAAAUAUGCUUUAGAAUAUGGUAUCGGUUUUGAUAUUAAUCAUCCAUAUUUAGGUAAAGAAGAUAUUUGUAUACAAACUGAACCACGUAUUAAAAUAAAUGAUUUUUAUCAAAUUGAAUCUGGAAAUGAAAAUUUAUUAAAAUCAAUUGUUGGUACAAUUGGUCCAGUUGGUUUUGGUUUUGAUGCAACAUUACCAUCAUUUCGUUUAUAUAAAAAUGGUAUUUAUUAUGAACCGUUAUGUACAAAUUAUACAAUGGCACAUGCUAUGGCAAUUAUUGGUUAUGGUAAAGAAAAUGAUCAUGAUUAUUGGUUAGUUAGAAAUUCAUGGGGUAAAGAUUGGGGUAUUGAAGGACAUAUGAAAGUUAUACGAAAUAAAAAUAAUAAUUGUGGUAUUGCAACACGGGCAUUAUAUCCGAUUUUAUAAAAAUGUAGAUAUA
Condylostylus longicornis is the source of this 1063-nucleotide messenger RNA. RefSeq names its product procathepsin L-like. The coding region runs from base 49 to 1050 and encodes 333 amino acids. The record is from RefSeq and is a predicted model, not a curated record. NCBI's taxonomy places the organism in Eukaryota, Metazoa, Arthropoda, Insecta, Diptera, Dolichopodidae. Gene Ontology annotation, cellular component: lysosome. The transcript has a single exon. Gene Ontology annotation, molecular function: cysteine-type endopeptidase activity.